GCUCGUAUAUAUAUAAGUAGUCUUCCAUGUUGUUAUCUUAUCUUGAAUAAUGUGGAUUUUUCUAUUGAAGUGUGUCCUUUUGGUCAACUGUGUGGAUUUUGCUUUAGCAGACUCUGCGAAUGUUACCUGUGGCCCUGAUGAGGAGUACAACAGCUGUGCCAACGGGGGCUGUGGAAGAUGGAUGUGCUCCCAGAUGGGUGUCGGAUGUUACGACCUUCCGGAAGAAGCGUGUAUACCAGGGUGCAGAUGCAAGGAGCCAAUGCUGAGGACUGACGAUGGAAACUGUGUGCCAGAAGACCAGUGUCCAUCACCAAAAUGUGGAAUCAAUGAAGAAUACGUAGAAUGCAUGGACUCAGUGUGCCGGCCUUUAGCAUGUGCAGCCAUGAGGUCGCCAUUGGACUGCCAGCAAGCUGAUAACAACCAGACCUCUCUGUGCAAUAAUCCUGGGUGUGUGUGCAAGGAGGGAUUUGUAAGGGACGACAUAAACGGAACCUGCAUUCCAACGCAGCAGUGUCUUCUAAAUAUAACUUGUGGUGCUGAGGAAGAAUUUGACAGCUGCGCAACCGGAGACUGCGGCAGAACUUUGUGCUCUGAAAAUUAUACUUCAUGCAUAUUGCCCGUAGACGAUAGUAAAUGCAAGCCUGGCUGUAAAUGCAAGGAUUGGAAGUUGAAAACUGACGAUGGAAGAUGUGUACCUAGUCAUCAAUGUCCCCAACCUUCAUACGUUACCUGUGGACCUGACGAGGAGUACAACAGUUGUUCAAACGGUGGCUGCGGAAGGUGGCUUUGCUCGCAACUCGGCAUCAUAUGCAUCGACCUGAUCUCAGCCGGCUGUGAGCCAGGGUGCAGAUGCAAGUCACCGCUGUUGAGGACAGACGAUGGAAAAUGUGUACCCAAUGACGAAUGUCCACCACCUUCAUGUGGAGUCAAUGAAGAAUUCGUUAAAUGCGAGAAUUCAAUCUGUCGGCCUCAAUAUUGUUACGAUCUAACACGCUUGUCAUGUGACCAUGAUCGUGAUAUAACAUGCAACUAUGCAGCUUGUGUCUGCAAAGAAGGAUUUGCAAGAAACAGCAGAGAUGGAACCUGUAUCCCAGUAGAAGAAUGUUCCAAGGAAGAAAAACUAUUUAAUAUUUUAGACGCCGCAAGUGAACCUCAAAAUUGAAACUGUGUUUUCACUUUAAGCUUUUAAAGCAAUUCCUUCCGGAUUAAACAAUAGCGGAUGUGUUUGAAGAUCGCAUAGACGCUGGCCCUCUGUAUUAUUUUUCAAUUCGUAAAAAUUAUAUUUAAUAACAAAAUUAAA
Aricia agestis (brown argus) is the source of this 1300-nucleotide messenger RNA. Its product is annotated as protein psiQ-like. The transcript has 8 exons. The coding region runs from base 50 to 1162 and encodes 370 amino acids. NCBI's taxonomy places the organism in Eukaryota, Metazoa, Arthropoda, Insecta, Lepidoptera, Lycaenidae. The record is from RefSeq and is a predicted model, not a curated record.